AGUCUUCACUUGGAGCACGAUCUUUCACGAGCUUAAGAACAUGGGUGCGGACAAGUUGCCCGAAAUUCGCAAUCUUGGUGAAGUGGUUGAACCCUACUUUUCUGGGGCCCGCCUCCUUAACUACCAGACAAGCAGUCUGACAAAACCGGGGGAUAACUACGGAAGCGUUCUCCUGGCAAUUCAUGCCCAGCUGCAGAAAUCCAAUGGCGAGGAGUUUGAGGAGCAGCUGGUGGCUAAAGUGCCUCCGACCGACCCACAGUACUGGCAGUUUUUUCAGCCUGAGCGAACUUGCCUCGCAGAGAACGCCUUUUACAAGAUUUUGGCCCCUGCCCUGGCCGUCCUUCAAGAUGAAGCCGGCGUUCCUUCCGAGAGCCAAUUUAAAGGAUUCCCCCGCUUCUAUGGCUGUCGCGAAUCCCUCGAAUCCAACUCCUCAAAGGUAGACCAAAAUGCCGUGUUAGUGCUGGAGAAUUUGCGCAGCAGUGGCUACGUCUCCAGCCAGAGGCUAAAAGCCUUCGAUCUGGCCCAUACGCUGCUAGCCCUUAAAUAUAUGGCCGAGUUCCACGCCCUUCCUCUGGCUCUGCGAAUUCUCAGACCAGAGAUGUUCCGGGAACAGGUGCAGCCCUUUUUCAAAAAGUUCGAUUGGCAUGCUGAAGCACCCGAGUGGAAGUCCGUAAUGAAGGCAGAGACUUUGGAGGACAUCCGUCGAGCCACCAACAACGAUUCCAGACUAGUAGCCCGUAUGAAAGAGUUGUCUGACCAAUUUUUUGAAUUCUUAGCUGCCGCCCCAGAUAGACCCGAUGGGCCAUUUACCAGCAUUAUACACUGUGAUUUCUGGAUAAAUAAUAUGAUGUUUCGUUAUGGGCCCUCGGGAACACCCAUCGAACUGAAAAUUAUUGACUUUCAGACGGCACAGUACGAUUCAGUGGUGCAUGACAUAAUCUCGUUUUUGCUAUCAAGCGUUGAUACGGCUAUCUUGGAGGUAGAGUUUGAACACAUGUUGGAGGCCUACUAUGAGGCCUUUGUGUGUUGUCUGCGCCGUGUAGGAGCAUAUUUGGGGGUACACACUUUCAAAGCGUUCCGACUGGAAGUGAAGCGGGUGGCGUAUAUUCAAGUUCCCCACGCCAUCUUUAUGACGCGCUUUAUAUUGGCGGACAGCGGGCUGAGCGGCGAUGCAGAGGCUGAGGUAUGCCCCAAGCUUGGGGACGUGCUGAAGAAUACGGGAUCUGAGCGUAUUAGCCGCAAAUUAAGCCAAAUUCUGAACUUGGCCCAAAAGUUUGACAUAUUGUACUAGGGCAAUAAAUUGACCCGCAAAUGGGAAUGGAAAUUUCUGGUUUUGGAAAUUGAACGUGGGUAGUACGAGUAGUCAGAUUUGGGAAUCAUGCGCGCGACCUGGGGAACGAUAGUAAGCAUCUCGACUUGGGUGGUCCUGCUGAAGCUCAGUGAGAUCAGGAGCAAGGAGAGCUGUUAUUAUGUGAUCUUCACCUAUGCGAACUGGACGGAUGCCCGACCUCGGUUUAUUGUCAACAUGACCUUCUCGAAUCAGACUGGCAUCGGCUCAGUAACCACCAUUAACGAGGAGAUUGCCUCACCGGUGUCUCGCCUCCUUAUCCUUCAGCACUUCGGCCGGCAAAAGCCUCGCACCAUAUACAACGCUUCCACCAAGCUGUGCGACCUGCAGAAUGUCUUCAAUUCAGUACCGCUUUUUAAGCCAGCCAAGGACAACAUGCUUAAGCAAAGUAACUACACCAUGAGCUGUCCUCUGGUCAAAGGCACAUACGCCAUAAACAACAUGCGCGUCAACCCUAAGAACCCACUUCUCAGCCUUCUCUACCAACCGAAGCACACUUUCUCCGUGAGUGGCGGCUUGUUCGAGGAACUUUCAGGUGGCCGCAGACUAAGGGCGCUGUCCACCUAUUUCAUGACUGGAAAGGUUGUGAAAAAGUUCUGUGGAUCCAAUGAAUAAAGAGCAAACGACAUAAAUCGGCACA
Drosophila erecta is the source of this 1988-nucleotide messenger RNA. RefSeq lists its product as uncharacterized. The transcript has 5 exons. The record is from RefSeq and is a predicted model, not a curated record. The coding region runs from base 1379 to 1963 and encodes 194 amino acids. Lineage: Eukaryota; Metazoa; Arthropoda; Insecta; Diptera; Drosophilidae.